Durusdinium trenchii is the source of this 1736-nucleotide messenger RNA. The record is from the annotation of a GenBank genome assembly. NCBI's taxonomy places the organism in Eukaryota, Dinophyceae, Suessiales, Symbiodiniaceae.
CGACUGGAUCCCUAGGGUAUAGAGUGUUUAGAGUGUCUCCAAAGCAGAUGGCGAGAGUGCCAUUAAAUGGUCAUUGACGAGCAUACACAUCCGGACUUCACUGAAUUGAUCCAGGAAGGGGAUCACGUCGUUGUCCUCUUGGACUGGCCACAGGUUCGCCAGUUGUGUAGUUGCAGAUCAGCAGUUCUGGGUUCUGGAGAAGCAGGGUCCCACCGCAGGACUUGGCCCAAAGGCUGAGGGCAAGACCGUCCAGCGCCUGCAAUCCCUCAGCGCUGGAAGACCGUCCACCGGUGACGUGACGUGACGUGACGUGACCGCACCGCACCUGGGUGUGAAAUCCAGUCGCCGCACUUGACUUUUUGCGAUGGUCUUGGCGUGGUUUUGGCUGGCCUAUCUGGGCUUGAUAGCUGGUGAUGACUGUGAACCAGCCUUGGAGAUGCUGCAGCUACGGGCCAGGAAGACUGAAACGGAAGCAGAAGUGACCAAUGCAUCUGCUCCUGCCACGGUGUACAUGAUCUUCACUUUUGGUGCUGUGGCCACAAGCACGUCGCCCUUGAAAGAUUUCUCGCAGCCCAGCCAGACCUUUCGUGGCCUUCGCUGCUACACUGAAAACUUGCUUCCGAUGGGCAUGCGGCAAGUGGACGCGGGCGCCAACCUCAACCAGCUCUACCAUUCACAGGUGCCCACGGUGGUGUUGCGCAGCCACGGCGACUCGGACUUCUUCGAUGGCACCGGGCGCCCGGAUCUGCCGGCGCACGGCACCGGGGUGCGGCUGCCGGACGUGGGGCUCCAUGACAUGCAGAACUAUUUUCAACGCUUGCUUUCACUACACCUCCGGGGUCGCGAUGCUCAUGUGGAAAAGCCCUUUGCGAGCGCUCACGCCUUUGCAUAUUUGGCAUGGGGAGCCUAUGAGAGGCAGCAGGACAGAGGAGGACGGAGCUUCUGAAAGCCAAGAUCAAGCUUUGUGACGAUGGAAUCCUUGAUCAAGGCACACCUCCCGAACUGGCGCUUGGUGGCGCAAGAGCAGCUGGAUACCAUCGAAGCCGUUGACAACCUGUGGAUCGUCCAAAACCAGAACAGCCAAGAUUGCUUAUUGACCUUUGAAGGAACCCAUACCUUCACGCAGUUCUUCCGGAAUCUCAAGACCACUGAUCAGGUCAUUGAAUACUGUGGCUUCCCAGGUGUUCAUUCCGGCUAUGCUGAGAAGCUUCGCUGGCUCAUGAAGGGAGUGAUGUCGAAGCUGAGGCCGAAACUCUCCAAGUGCUAUCGGGUAGGCUGUACUGGACACUCCUUGGGCGGUGCUCUCUGCGAAAUCUUCGCCGCCUGUGUCAACUCCGGCCGCGUGGGCCACCCCGAUUUCGAGGCAGCGACGUGGAGCGCCGGAGAAAAGGAACUGAUGCCCCAGAUCGCACAGAAGCCGCUCAGCAGGGAUAACCUCGGAGCCCAUUGAGCACCAAGAUGCACCAAGCACGCCCAUGGCAGUGCCCAUGGCGUCUUGCUGUCCGCGCCAAUUCGUGCCUUAAGCUGUUUUGGGGGAAAAGAGUUGAGAGUCCCGAAGCAGCUUUCGAUACCUGAACCUUCAUGUCGAGGGGGGGUUGGAAGCAACUGCUGUCUCGACAUGGCGAACUUGCAGGUUCACCGCCGUGGUCUGGGCGAAAAAAGACUUCACGCUGCCCACUGGAGUGUUGGUGGGUGAGGAGCUCUUGGACGUCCUGAAAAAGCGGACUGAAGGAUAG